AUGUCUAAACUGUACCAACCUCACUUCUCAACACAGCUCUACGAGCCGUUAACCAACGACUACCAAAAGACUCGCUACCAGCUGCUGAAACUCUCCAACCACCCUAUUCAUGAUUUGGGUCCAGGAUGGGCCCCUUUCUUUCCUAUUCCACCGUCAGCUUCUUGCAAUCACGCGAUUGAGUUCGUCGUGGUCUAUCUAGACGAGAUUGACGGAGACAACAGCGAUGAGGCAGCAGUCGAAGAACUCUAUCAAGGAAUCCAAGAGCUCAUCACCGAACAAGGUGUGCUAUGCAGAGAGCCUUCCAUGGCUGCUUCUUCAAGUUUGAGUGAUGACGAGAACGAUGUAUCUGAGUACAGAAUGGACAACCAGAAAGCUUCUAAUGAUACAUCAUCCCUCGCUUCUCACGCAGCUGAGUUCCAGGCUACUGAACAACAAAUUAAUGACACUUUGAGUGUCUGUUUAUACAACGACGUCUUUGCAGAGUUCCUACGAAUCUGCGAGCACUUUGGAAAUAGCCCUCAGGGCUUCGCGAUGUUCACAGAUGAGUUCCUGACAUCAAUUCAUGAAUUGGUGAUGUGA
Marasmius oreades (fairy-ring Marasmius) is the source of this 579-nucleotide messenger RNA. RefSeq lists its product as uncharacterized. NCBI's taxonomy places the organism in Eukaryota, Fungi, Basidiomycota, Agaricomycetes, Agaricales, Marasmiaceae. The transcript is spliced from 2 exons. The record is from RefSeq and is a predicted model, not a curated record. The coding region runs from base 1 to 579 and encodes 192 amino acids.